CUGUGUCUCUGUCUCUGUCUCUGUGUCUCUGUCUCUUUAAGUUGGUGUCAAAGCGGAUUAUUGCUGAUCUCCGUCGUGAUUCUGUCCUCACCGUCUGUUCCCUCUCCAUCUAUUUGGAUAUAAAAUGCAGAAGGGCGUGCGCUACAACGAGGGCCACGCGCUGUACCUGUCGGUGGUCGCGCGUAAAGAGGGCUCGAGACGCGGCUACCUGAGCAGGAAGACGACGGAGAACAGCCGCUGGACGGACAAGAAGUACUUCGCGCUCUACCAGAACGUGCUCUUCUACUUCGAGAACGAGCAGAGCGCGAGGCCCUCCGGGAUUUACCUGCUGGAGGGAUGCACGUGCGAGAGAGCACCUGCACCCAAAGUCUCUGCAGUCUGCAAGGAGUCCAACGAGAAGCAGCAGCACUACUUCCUGGUGGUCUUCGGCCACGAUGGACAGAAACCUCUGGAGCUGCGGACGGAGGAAGAGACGGACUGCAACGACUGGGUGGAGUGCAUCCAGCAGGCCAGUUACUCUGACAUCAUCAUCGAGCGAGAGAUCCUGAUGCAGAAGUACAUCCACCUGGUCCAGAUCAUGGAGACGGAGAAGACCGCAGCCAAUCAGCUCCGCACUCAGCUGGAGGACCAGGACACGGAGAUCGAGAGGCUUAAAUCUGAGAUUGUUGUGGUGAACAAAACCAAGGAGAGGAUGCGGCCUUACGAGAACAACCAAGAGGAGGAAGACCCAGAUAUUAAAAAGAUCAAGAAGGUGCAGAGCUUCAUGCGCGGCUGGCUGUGCCGGAGGAAGUGGAAGAUCAUCGUCCAGGACUACAUCAGCUCGCCUCACGCCGAGAGCAUGAGGAAGAGGAACCAGAUCGUCUUCAACAUGGUGGAGGCGGAGACAGAAUACGUCCACCAGCUCUCCAUCCUGGUCAACUGUUUCCUGCGGCCGCUCCGCAUGGCCGCCAGCUCCAAGAAGCCUCCCAUCAGCCACGAUGACGUCAGCACCAUAUUCCUCAACAGUGAGACCAUCAUGUUUCUGCACGAGAUCUUCCAUCAAGGUCUGAAAGCUCGGAUCGCCAACUGGCCCACGCUGGUUCUGGCCGACCUGUUUGACAUCCUGCUGCCGAUGCUGAACAUCUACCAGGAGUUUGUGCGGAACCACCAGUACAGCCUGCAGGUUCUGGCCAACUGCAAACAGAACCGAAGCUUCGACAAUCUGCUCAAACAGUACGAGUCCAACGCUGCGUGUGAGGGACGGAUGCUGGAGACGUUCCUCACCUACCCCAUGUUCCAGAUCCCUCGGUACAUCAUCACCCUCCAUGAGCUGCUGGCUCACACACCUCAUGAACACGUGGAGCGGAAGAGUCUGGAGUUCGCCAAAUCUAAACUUGAGGAGCUGUCGAAGAUUAUGCACGAUGAAGUGAGCGACACGGAGAACAUCAGGAAGAACCUGGCCAUAGAGCGGAUGAUCGUAGAGGGCUGUGACAUCCUGUUGGACACCAGUCAGACCUUCGUCAGACAAGGCUCUCUGAUCCAGCUGCCGUCCAGCAGUGAGCGAGGGAUGCUCAGUAAGGUCCGUCUGGGAUCCCUCUCACUGAGGAAGGAAGGAGAGCGACAGUGUUUCCUCUUCACCAAACACUUCCUCAUCUGCACACGAACAUCUGGAGGGAAGCUUCACCUGCUCAAGCAAGGAGGCACGUUGUCUCUGAUAGAGUGUACUCUCAUCGAAGAGCUGGACGCCAACGACGAAGACUACAACGCAGCAGGUCAGGGCUUCAACCACCUGGAGUUCAAAGUGGUGGUGGAGCCUCCGGACGGUCAGCCCUUCUCCGUCGUCCUCUUGGCUCCGUCUCGCCAGGAGAAGGCUGCCUGGACCAGCGACAUCAGCCAGUGCAUCGAUAACAUCCGCUGUAACGGCCUGAUGACCAGCGUGUUCGAGGAGAACUCCAAAGUUUCGGUGCCGCACAUGAUCAAAUCCGACGCCCGGCUGCAUAAAGACGACGUGGACAUUUGCUUCAGCAAGACGCUCAACUCCUGCAAGGUCCCUCAGAUCCGCUACGCCAGCGUGGAGCGCCUCCUGGAGCGCCUCACCGACCUGCGCUUCCUCUCCAUAGACUUCCUCAACACCUUCCUCCACACGUACCGCAUCUUCACCACGGCGGCCGUGGUCAUCGACAAGCUGGCCGACAUCUACAAGAAGCCGUUUACCUCCAUACCUGUCAGGGUCGAGCAACAUUCAUGUGACCGUCUGUCCAUCAUGUCCCUCUGUCCUGACUACAGUCUGAAGAUCACUCAGCUGGCUCUGGACCAGUCCAAGUCUCUGGAGCUCUUCUUCGCCACCAACCAGGGCUCGUGGGGGACGGACCCUUUAAACAACAAAUCCCCGAGGCUCUGCCGCAAGUUUUCCUCUCCUCCGCCUCUCACCAUCCCCUCUCGCACCUCCUCCCCCGUCCACUGCCGCAAGCUCUCCCUCAACAUUGGUGGGAAAGUUGCAGCGUUGGACCUCUCCCCCACCCCCACCUCCUCUGCAGCCAACUCCCCCACCUCCACCCACUGCCCCUCCAUCUCCUCUCCUCCUCCCACCUCACCCAGGCUUCCCUCGGGCUUCUCCUCGCCUCCGCCCACCGCCAAGCGCUCCCCCAGCCUCCCCCAGGCCUCCGGGUUGUCCUCGCCGCCCCCCUUCCCAACCAAGGCCCCUCUGGACCUGAGCCGCGGUCCCAGCUCCCCAGAGCUGAGCCCAGCUGCGGCGGAGGACGUCAGCGGAGAGCUGCCUCGCCUCGACGCCUUCUGUGGGAAGCUGAGGCGCAGCAUCCGCAGGGCUGUCCUGGAGUCAGUUUCUCUGGACAAGUUCCUCCCUGAAUCACCGGCCAGCAGCGAGCCGGGCGACAUGUCUCCCUGCCGCUCCCCUUCGACGCCGAGGCAUCUCCGCUACAGACAGUCAGGAGUCUCUCCGGGGGAGAACUCUCGCUGCACCAUGUCGCCCGCUUCAGCGUUUGCGAUCGCCACCGCUGCCGCCGGACACAGCAGCUCCCAGACUUUUUCUAAUUCUGACAAAGUGUGUGACAAAGAGUUCAUCAUCCGGAGAGCUGCUACCAACAGAGUCCUCAACGUGCUGCGACACUGGGUCUCCAAACACUCACAGGACUUUGACAUGAACAGUGAGCUGAAGAUGGGGGUGAUCUGUCUGCUGGAGGAGGUGCUACGAGACCCAGACAUGCUGCCGCAGGAGAGGAAAGCAACAUCCAACAUAUUAAGUGCCCUUUCUCAAGAAGAACAAGACGAUGCUCAGCUGAAGAUAGAGGACAUAUUACAGAUGAAAAGCUGUCCUCUACUACACUUCAUUGUGGCGGAGAGUCCGAAAGCCGAGUGUUUUGAGUCUCUGUCGGCCAUGGAGCUGGCAGAACAGAUCACACUACUGGAUCACAUCGUGUUCAGGGGUAUUCCCUACGAGGAGUUCCUCGGUCAGGGCUGGAUGAAGGUCGAUAAGACGGAGAGGACUCCGUACAUCAUGAAGACCAGCCAGCAUUUUAAUGACAUGAGUAACCUGGUGGCGUCUCAGAUAAUGACCCACACCGACGUGGGCUCCCGGGCCGGCUCCAUAGAGAAGUGGCUCGCCGUGGCCGACAUCUGCCGCUGCCUCAACAACUACAACGGCGUGCUGGAGAUCACCUCGGCUCUCAACCGCACCGCCAUCUACAGACUGAAGAAGACCUGGGCUAAAGUCUGCAAACAGACGAAGGCGCUGAUGGACCGGCUGCAGAAGACGGUUUCAUCUGAAGGGAGGUUCAAGAAUCUCAGAGAGACGCUGAAAAACUGUAACCCUCCAUGUGUCCCGUACCUGGGCAUGUACCUCACUGACCUGGCGUUCAUCGAGGAGGGAACGCCCAACUUCACGGAGGAAGGCCUGGUCAACUUCUCCAAGAUGAGGAUGAUUUCUCACAUUAUCCGUGAGAUUCGUCAGUUCCAGCAAGCACCUUACAGGAUAGAGCACCAGCCCAAGGUGACUCAGUUCCUCCUGGAUAAGACACUAGUGAUGGAUGAAGACACCCUCUAUGAACUCUCUCUGAAGAUCGAACCCCGAGUACCACCCGGCUAAUUAUAACUUCAUCUCAUAUAUCUAUAAAAUACAUCUGUCCCACAAUAUCAAUCACACAACCUGAGAUUCUUUCUUAAUAAAUCAGGGGUUGUUUCAUAAAACACCACCAGUUAUUAUGCUUAGGAAACUCAGGAGAAUCAGUGCCUUGUUGUAUUAAUAUCCGACGUGUAUAUUUAGUAAACAGAAUGAACUGUAUAACAUACACAACUCUGCCAUACAGUGGUACAGUUACGACUGUAGAAACAACCAUGUUAGCUACUAAACGUGGCUCUAGAAGGAAACAAGUUGCUGCUAUCUCACUGUAAAUACCAAACUAUCUGCCUCUGGAGUCUCACACAGAAACAAUGUCAGAGGAGUUUCACAUUAUUUGUAUGAUCACAGAUCCGGAUUAACCUGCUUGGGUUAACAAGUUAGCCUCUGGGCCUCAGGUUUGCUGUGUGGUAGUUUCCAAAUUAAUUUAAAAAUAUGCACCAUGUACGCACAGCAUCUGCACAGGAUAUUACGGGAAAGUUGCUCACUGGGAGUAAACGCAGAAAAAUCCCUUUUUUUUUACAACUUGGGGGCAGAAAAACAAUCUGUAAACACACAUCGACAUAUAAUAAAGAUGAUAUGGCUGAAGUAUUAGAAAAAAGUUGCCCAUUUACACAUGCAGCAAACAUGGAGCAACAUUAGCACUCAGUUGGAGUCCAAUAUUGUCUCUCUUUUAGCUCCGUUUUUGGUCUCCACCACCUCCUGAGGGAAAUAUCUGUCUCUUUAGCGGCUAAAUGCUCCACUUUUUUAACCAGCUAGUCUCUAACUUAGUGUGUCUGCUACACAGAGUGGGUUUAAGAGCUUUUUCGCUGAAAAGAGUUGCCUGUUGCUGCUAGAAACGAGGUUGAUGAGAGCGGUGAGACUCAACCAAAAUUGUGGGACAUAAAACCAAAACAAUGAACUGAAAAAUGCAAGGUUGGCUUUGUUACUACGAGCGACACUUAAACAUAGUCAUUUGACCCAUUGUUAAUAUAAAAGUAUUUUGAAUUACACUUAUCAAUACUUUUACUAUAAAAAUGAGGGCUGUCAAUGUUAA
This is a messenger RNA of Sebastes umbrosus (honeycomb rockfish), 5147 nucleotides long. It is a transcript of the gene rasgrf2a, whose product is annotated as Ras protein-specific guanine nucleotide-releasing factor 2a. Gene Ontology annotation, cellular component: plasma membrane. The record is from RefSeq and is a predicted model, not a curated record. Gene Ontology annotation, molecular function: guanyl-nucleotide exchange factor activity; protein binding. Gene Ontology annotation, biological process: positive regulation of GTPase activity; Ras protein signal transduction. NCBI's taxonomy places the organism in Eukaryota, Metazoa, Chordata, Actinopteri, Perciformes, Sebastidae. The coding region runs from base 125 to 4081 and encodes 1318 amino acids. The transcript is spliced from 29 exons.